Drosophila persimilis is the source of this 3432-nucleotide messenger RNA. It is a transcript of the gene neb, whose product is annotated as kinesin-like protein KIF14. Gene Ontology annotation, molecular function: microtubule binding; microtubule motor activity; ATP hydrolysis activity. The transcript is spliced from 2 exons. Gene Ontology annotation, cellular component: kinesin complex; microtubule. Gene Ontology annotation, biological process: microtubule-based movement. NCBI's taxonomy places the organism in Eukaryota, Metazoa, Arthropoda, Insecta, Diptera, Drosophilidae. The coding region runs from base 31 to 3387 and encodes 1118 amino acids. The record is from RefSeq and is a predicted model, not a curated record.
AAUAAUAAUAGCUCAACGAUUAAUUAAAAUAUGAGCAACAAGAGCACGCCAGUGCGUCAGCGCAUCCAGCAAUUCCAAACCCGCGGUAGCGGGAGCAUGGCCCAAAAAUCGACGCCGGUGUCAGAUGCCAGCGGUGGACUGCGAAGAAAAGUCUUAACAAAGACGCCACGACAGAGCAGCGAGGAGCAGCAGCUCCUGAACACGGCCUUCAGCAAUUCCGUGAAUUCCCCGCAGCAUAAGCUAAGACCCACAGCCUUGAAUGCCUGCUAUACCCCGUCCUCUCUUUAUAGACCCACGGCCGCAAGAAUGAAAACUCCGAGUGGAAAAUCCAGCUCGAGCAAACCGAAAGACAAAGACGCCAUGAUGAUGGACUCCUUUCACAGUGCCUCCGAGGAGAGCAACAUGAUUGUGGCCGUUCGUGUGCGCCCCCUAAAUGCCCAGGAAUGUAAUCGACAACAGGUCACGAAUGUGGUGCAGGUCCAUGGCAACAGCAACGAGCUCACCGUUCAGGCAGGCAGCAGUGCCGACGCUUCCGCCGGUGUGACCCACUUCUUCAGUUACGAUCAAGUCUACUAUUCCUGCGAUCCGGAGAAGAAGAACUAUGCCGGCCAGGCGAAAGUCUUUGAGGGCACAGCCGGUCCUCUAAUAGAAACCGCCUUUGAUGGCUACAAUGCCUGCUUGUUUGCCUAUGGCCAGACGGGCUCCGGCAAAUCCUACAGCAUGAUGGGCAUAGAGGCUUUGGAUGAUGCCGCCUUGGAUGGCGGACCACCACAUGACGAGGCUGGGAUUAUUCCCCGCUUCUGCCACGAGCUGUUCCGCAGAAUAGAGGCCGUCAAGGCAGAACAGCAGCUCCAGGUGGAAGUGGAAGUCAGCUAUUUCGAGAUCUACAACGAAAAGAUCCACGACCUGUUGAGUGUGCAACAUGCGACGUCCUCUUCGGUUGACUCCACGCCUGUGCAACAUCAGCGACCGGCUCUAAAAGUGCGAGAGCAUCCCAUUUUCGGACCCUAUGUGGUGGAUCUGAGUGCCCACUCGGUGGACUCUUAUUCAGCGCUACGCAAUUGGCUAGCGGUGGGCAAUUCCCAGCGGGCCACCGCCUCCACGGCCAUGAACGACAAGAGCUCGCGCUCUCACUCCAUCUUCAACAUUGUUCUGAACCUCACAGAUCUCUCCACUGAUGAUGGCUUGACCUCGGAUACGGAUUCUGAGAGCACUGCCUCUCUAAGACAAACGCGCAGGAGUAAAAUCAGUCUCGUUGAUCUGGCUGGCAGCGAACGCAUCAGUGUCUCGGGAUCGAAUGGCGAGAGGAUACGCGAGGGCGUUAGCAUCAACAAGAGCCUCCUGACACUGGGAAAAGUCAUUGCCGCCCUGGCAGAUGGACGCAAAGCGGGCGGCGGCAAUGGACCCUCGACGCCCAGCACCUUUGUUCCGUAUAGGGAGAGCGUUCUCACCUGGCUAUUGAGGGAAAAUCUUGGCGGCAAUUCAAAGACCGUUAUGCUGGCCACCAUCUCACCCGCCAGCAUCCAUGCGGACGAGACAUUGGCCACCUUGCGCUACGCUUGCAAGGCGCGCUCCAUCGUGAACCGCGUGAAGGUCAACGAGUCCCCACACGACAAGAUCAUCAGGGAUCUGAGAGCAGAAGUGGAUCGCCUGAAGUCCCUGAGGAACGAAUAUGAACGGCAGCGACGCAUCUCGGGGAACAAAAACAACCCAUCGCCACGGAAGAUCAUCAUAGAGACCUCUGUGGAUGACUCGGAGGUGGAGGGACUGCGCCAGCAGUUGGCCGAACGCGAAAGGGAGCUGAUUCGAGCCCAGAAAUCCUGGAUGGAGAAGCUGCGCGAUGCCGAGGAUCAACGCAAGUCCGAGCUGCGUUUGCUCAGACGCAAAGGCCUGGCUCUGGAGCUGACUGCCGACCAGAAGCAGGCGUGCCUGGUCAAUCUCACAGCAGAUCCCAUACUAAGUGGAACGCUGUUCUAUCUGUUGCCCCCUGGUCUGGUACGCAUUGGACGCGGGCGUCUACCGGGAUCAGCCAACUUACAGCCGGAUAUCGUUUUGGAUGGCCCUCUGGUGGCGCUCCAGCAUUGUAUCAUCGAGCACGAACGCAGUGGCAAACUAUAUGUCAUUCCAGGCAGCGAGGACUUUGAGACCUAUGUGAAUGGCGAGCUGGUGGCGGAGAGACGACAGCUGUUCCAUGGCGAUCGUUUGGUGAUCGGUGGCUCCCACUACUUCCGCAUAUCCAAUCCUUUUUGCACGCACAGAGCCAAGACCGAUCAGUUGGUUGACUAUCAGUUGGCCCACCAGGAGAUCCUGCAGAAGCAGGAACAGCAGCUUCGCUCCGAACUGGAGGCCGAGAAGUUGGCUGCCUUGACGCGCAUCGAGCAGGAGCGUGCCCAGCAUGCCAGGGACUAUGAGGAGCGGUUGCAGUGCCUCGAGUUGGAGCAGUUCAAGUACCAGUGCAACAGCGAGAUGCUGGAGACGGAACGUCAGGUUUUGGCCCAGGCCCAAAAGGAACAGCAAACGCCUCUGAAAGAGGAGGUGGGUGUGUCCACGCCAGCCCAGAAGUCCAACCUGCUGGAGGACAUACAACGCAUAAUGCUGAAUCCGAGCGAGGAAAGCCUGCACAAGACCCAACUGAUGGUGAAGGAAGCCACCCAACGCUGUCGCCAGCUGGGACUGCAAUUGGAAUUCCGGCAAACCCAAGCUCCAGAUGAAUUCGGCCUUCUGCGAACGGUGAUACUGAUUCUGGACAAGCAGCGUGGUUUCAAAGCCGAGUGGCCCAUUGCCCGACUGGGCGUCUGGCUCGAUUUGCUGAGAGAUAAUCCUGAUCAGACGCUGAAUGCCCACACAAUCUUUCAGAGCGUCGAGGUGAACUGGGAGCCAUUAGAUGCAGAUCUAAACGAGACGCUAAGCGACAACCACAAUUCUAGUCGAAUUUCCUUGAAUCUGAGUGCCAUGCUCAAGCAGCCAUUGAAGAGGCUUCUCAAUGUGUCCACAAGUAGCAACACACCACGUCAGACAUCUACACCUUCGGGCAAAACCCCAGUUAGUCCCUCGCCAGGGAGCAAAUUAGUUCAAUACACCAAGCGCUUGCUAACCUACGACCCCGAGGAGACCACAGAGGGCAGCCAAUUCCAGAUGCUCGUCCACCAGGAGCUCCAGAUGUUGCAGGGAUCGACCCAGCGGCUGAAGCGUUACUGCGAGAACGCUCUACUCGAGCGGGAGAAUCAACAGGACAACGGAGUACUGGCCAUCAGCUUACAGGAGGCUCUGACACGCCUAGACAGUGUGCUCCACGGCAUGCGGAGCUCGCUGGCACAGUCAGAGGCUGCAGCCGGUGCCAGCUCACCGACGAAGACACAGAAAGCAGUGCGCUUUCUUAUCGAUUGACUUGACGUUUAGUUUACGCCUUGAACUAGAUUUUACGUUGCAAUG